Cricetulus griseus (Chinese hamster) is the source of this 3679-nucleotide messenger RNA. The record is from RefSeq and is a predicted model, not a curated record. NCBI's taxonomy places the organism in Eukaryota, Metazoa, Chordata, Mammalia, Rodentia, Cricetidae.
CGACCUUACCGUCAAAACCCCGGGAUGCCAUGGGUACUCCUCGGUGGCCGCUGCUAGAAACCGAGCCGCUAGAGGGUCGCGGCAGGGCGGAUCAGCAGGCUCCGGGCUGCCGCCACGCUCUCAAUGGUGCCCGAAGGGGGCGGGGUGCAGGCCACACUUGCUUUGGUGGAAGAGCUGCGGAGAUGAGUGCGGCACGGCCUGCGUCAUCAGGCUGCGCCCGUCGGUGCCCUAGUUUGGAGCGGGAAGUGGUGCGACUGCAGUCGCUUUUUGAUGAGUUCAUAGGCUGUGGAAGCAGCACCUGAGUGGCAUCUGACCCUUGAAGGCUGCUACUUGUCCUCUCACCCGCGUUCUCUUGCUGACCGAAGGUUCGGGGGAUUUAUUGGCCACGUGUGCACAUUCUGCGAACAAGUGAGUGGGCCCACGAAGGCUAUUGAAUUGGCUGUCAAUAAUGGGAAGAACCUACAUUGUAGAAGAGACUGUUGGCCAGUAUAUUUCAAACAUCAAUCUCCAGGGAAAACCUUUUGUCUCUGGUCUUUUAAUAGGACAGUGUUCUUCACAAAAGGAUUAUGUGAUUCUUGCCACUAGAACACCACCCAAAGAGGAACAGAACGAGAACAUCAAGCAUCCCAAAGCUAACUCGGAUACUUUGGAUGAAGAAUGGGCCACAGAACAUGCCAGCCAGGUAUCCAGAAUGCUCCCUGGAGGACUUGUGGUUCUUGGAAUAUUUAUUAUUACAACAUUAGAACUAGCAGAUGAUUUUCAAAAUGCCCUGCGCAGACUAAUAUUUUCUGUGGAAAAAUCUAUUAAUAGAAAAAGACUAUGGACUGUCACAGAGGAAGAGGUCUCAGAACGAGUGAUACUUCACAUAUGUUCUUCUACAAAAAAGUUAUCUUGUCGAACUUACGAUGUCCAUGAUCCAAAGAGUUCAGCAAGACCUGCCGAUUGGAAGUAUCAAAACAGAGUGUUGACCUCCUGGCUGUCUCUAGAGUGUACUGUUCACGUUAAUAUUCACAUCCCACUGUCGGCUACUUCUGUCAGUUACACUCUGGAAAAAAAUACAAAGAGUGGACUUACACGCUGGGCCAAGCAAAUAGAAAAUGGUGUUUAUUUGAUUAAUGGACAAGUUAAAGAUGAAAAUUGUGACCUAUUAGAAGGACAGAAAAAAUCCAGAGGAAAUCCUCAAGCAACUGCUCAUUCUUUUGAUGUUCGAGUGCUAACACAGUUGUCCCUGAAUUCAGACCACAGAUCCACAGCCACAGUCCAAAUCUGCAGUGGUUCUGUAAACCUUCGGGGUGAUGUGAAAUGCAGAGCUUAUAUCCACAGCAACAGACCCAAAGUUAAAGAUGCAGUGCAGGCAGUGAAGAGAGAUAUUUUGAACACGGUUGCUGAUCGCUGUGAAAUACUUUUUGAGGAUCUAAUUUUGAAUGAAAUUCCAGAAAAAAAAAAUUAUGAACUUCCUCAGCGAGUUUUUGUUCCCCUUCCUGGAUCCGCUAUAAUGUUAUGUGAUUAUAAAUUCGGUGAUGAAUCAGCUGAAGAAAUUAGAGACCAUUUUUCAGAAAUGUUCGAUCAUGAGAUUCAAAUAGAAGACUUGGAAAUUGCAGAGGAAGUAAACACAGCUUGUAUAACUUCCUCUGUGAAGAGCGAAGCGUCACCAACCAACACAAGUGAUGAACAACCAGAGCCACCAAGUAAAACUACAGUUGGAUUGAAGAUUAAGCAAAACAUAGGUGCCAUUGCAGCACUAGCAGUUGCAGUCCUUGCGGCCGGCAUCUCCUUUCAUUACUUCAGUGAUUAGGGUGAGGCACAGUGAGCUUGCCGAUCACCCAGAAAACAUUGAACAACAGCUAUGAAAAAUAAAGAUGUAAAUGUCCCAGCUGCAUCUAAUCUCUGCUACAAUAAUGUCUAUUAGGUGUGUUUCUGACUUACAUGACAUCACCAGCUGCCUUGUUUACCCUGCUUUUGUUAUCUGGCCCGGGUUUCCAAAAGUAAACUAUACACCUAAAUGGAGUUGCAUGUAACACAUCACUAUUAUGUAUUUUCAGAAGAGUCAAACUGUGAGCUAUUUUAGAUUUUAGUCCUAUUGAAUGGCGUCACACAUUGAUCAAAAUAUUGAAACUUUGAGCAGUCAGUAGCAAACAUAGUUGAUAUAUCAUCAGGAGUUGUCUGGCAAGUCCUCCUAGAGGACUUGUCUAAUAUGCACUCAGUUGUAAUAUUUUAUUGACAUGGUUUAAACUGGAGACCAGGAAUACUAUUUUGAGCAUACAAAUGGACUGUGGUUUCCUGAAUGCCAGGUGUCAGUAGCAGCACGGCAGUAUGCUGCUUGCUUCAAACAAAAAACAGAGAUAUGUAAAUUGAAGAUGCUAUCCGAGGCAGGGAUAGUUAAUGUUCAGUAGCUCUUACCCUGUAGUUCUGGGUAGCUCCUGGCAGAAACAAACUAGAAGCACUCCUAAUUUAGGCCCAAGACUCCCAUAAAUUAUGAUCAAGAAGUAUUUUUUCAUGAUUGUAAGUCAUGAGGUACAAGGUGCACUGAGACAGCAGGAGAAAUAAACUAGGAAACAAAAAUAAGCAUUGAAGUCAGUUCUCCCAAGUUCACAACAACAAUGUAGAAAACGAAGGACAGAGCCAAAGAUGCAGAUGAGAGCUGGGUAGCCCUCCUUAGCCUGAGGACUGCAUUCUUUAAACGAAGAGGGCAGCCUGCAGGCUGGUUAAUGGUAGAAGACUGAAGACAUUAGUGAAGCUGAGGUAGAGCAGCAGGAGGGAGGGGUGAUGGUCUAGGAGAACCAGGAGGGGAGAAUGGAAGAGAGGCAGCACUCGGGCUGACAGGUUCUCCACACAUUAGCAAGACAUUUAUAAAUUCAAGAAACACAUUAAAAAUAAAAUAAAAUCCAUGAUUUGGUCCAAAUAGUGAACCACAAGACACAAAGCAAGGUUGUAAAAAAGCCAAAGGGAUAUAAAGGUCCUCAGCUAAGGCAAGUCAGUCACGUGCAGAGUAGACCCCGGGAAGCAGCAGUGUUCCCAGGAAAGUGGCAAAAUACCUUAGAAUUGUGAGUGCAGCUGUAAAAGUUGGUACAAAGCAAAGCUCAGAAACAACAGAUCUUCAUUAAAGAAACUGAAAAAAGAUGGUCUUCAAUGAAGAAAAUUACUCCAAAAGCAAGAUCUGAAAUGAAGUGUUAGAGAACAAAGUGAUCAAUAUUGUAAAUUUAAAGUGUUGUUUGUAUAAAGCAAUCAGUGAAGUAUUUACAGAAAUUGUAAACAAAUGUAAAAGUGAAUAAAUAUUAUUAUGCAACAUUAAUGUGGAAUUUUCAAAUAAGGUUAUAACUGGGAAAAUCUGGCUUAGAGGAUAGGAGGAGGGUGCUCUGAGGGUCUGGGGCUAGGGUUCAGGAAGCAGGCCAAGUCAAUGUUUAAAUUAGAUUAUUGCAGUACAUGGCUAACUUUUAAGGGCACCUUCUCAAAAAAGAGAGAGGUGGUGAAACAGCCUAAUGAGAAAGAGAUUCGGAAGGAACACACUAGAAAUAAAGGAAGAGAUUAGAGGGGGACAAAUAUGGGAAGCAACAAUAGAGCGCAUGUUUCAUAGAUAAAGGCCCUGGACUGCUUCCUCUCUGUGAAACAAAGACAAGUGAGACCCUGGCUCAAGAAAGAAAGAAAGAAAGAAAGAAAGAAAGAAAGAAAGAAAGAAGGA